This is a messenger RNA of Cucurbita maxima (winter squash), 1394 nucleotides long. RefSeq names its product spermidine synthase-like. Gene Ontology annotation, cellular component: cytosol. Bases 190 to 1143 code for a protein of 317 amino acids. The record is from RefSeq and is a predicted model, not a curated record. Gene Ontology annotation, molecular function: spermidine synthase activity. Gene Ontology annotation, biological process: spermidine biosynthetic process. Lineage: Eukaryota; Viridiplantae; Streptophyta; Magnoliopsida; Cucurbitales; Cucurbitaceae. The transcript has 9 exons.
AAAUCGAGGCGAGAAUUUGUUCUUAUCUUUAAAGCGAAUCCUUUCACGGAACUUUUUUGCAAUUAUAUAAAUGGAGAAAGAAUCGGCUCGUUUCGCUUAGUGCUCGCAUCCAAACGCCUCAUUGCGAGAAGCACUCGCUUCCCCCUUUAAAGCGGAUUUGGGGUUUUGGGAUUCGAAAGAGGGAUUAUUAUGGCGGCGGCGGCGGUGGCGAAGAAACAGGAAAAUGGGGUCUCCGCCUCAGAGUCCGAUGGUAUUUCCUCUGUGAUUCCUGGAUGGUUUUCUGAAAUCAGCCAAAUGUGGCCGGGAGAGGCGCACUCCUUGAAGGUGGAAAAGAUUCUGUUCCAAGGGAAAUCUGAUUACCAGAAUGUUAUGGUUUUUCAGUCAUCAACUUAUGGGAAGGUUCUGGUCUUGGAUGGAGUGAUUCAGUUAACAGAGAGAGAUGAAUGUGCUUACCAAGAGAUGAUCACUCACCUUCCACUUUGCUCAAUUCCAAACCCCAAAAAGGUUCUAGUUAUCGGUGGAGGAGAUGGCGGUGUCUUGCGAGAGGUAGCUCGCCAUUCAUCUGUUGAGAAGAUAGAUAUCUGUGAAAUCGACAAGAUGGUAGUUGACGUUUCCAAAGAAUUUUUCCCUCGCGUAGCUAUUGGGUUCGAGGAUCCUCGUGUCACACUUCACGUCGGUGAUGGCGUUGCAUUUCUAAAGGCUGUUCCUGAAGGCACUUAUGAUGCUGUUAUAGUGGACUCAUCUGAUCCUAUUGGUCCUGCACAAGAGCUUUUUGAGAAGCCUUUUUUUGCUUCGGUCGCCAAAGCUCUUCGACCGGGAGGUGUCGUGUGUACUCAAGCAGAGAGCAUUUGGCUUCACAUGAAAAUCAUUGAAGACAUUGUUACAAACUGCCGCCAAGUAUUCAAGGGCUCUGUUAACUACGCUUGGACUACAGUUCCUACAUAUCCAAGCGGAGUGAUCGGGUUUAUGCUCUGCUCGACCGAGGGACCUCCUGUUGAUUUCAAGCAUCCAGUCAACCCAGUAGAGGUGAACGGCAUCGAUACCCCAAACAAUUCGCUUAAGUUUUACAACUCCGAGAUUCAUUCAGCAGCUUUCUGCUUGCCUUCUUUUGCAAAGAAGAUCAUCGAUUCAAAAUCUAAUUGAGCACCAUCUUUCAUCCUGAACCAUCUGGCUUAAACUAGAGCCCCGUGAUGAUGUCGUCUGAGUUAGAAUUAUAGCUGCCUUUUGUUAUGAUCAGCAUCAUAAAGUUUAUUCAAGUUUUAUGAAUAGUAGAAAUAGCUCUUGUUUUCCCCACAAUUUUCCACCUGUUUUUCAUUGUAAGAACAUUGGAUGUUCUAGGUUGAAUGAACAACCUAAAUGCCUAAAUAAUUAUAUUUAGCUCUUUCUAUGUUUGA